CCCCAUGCAAAUGCGAUCCCGAACGACGAGGUCGAGCAAGGGCAGGCUCCUUUCCGACCCAGCAGAGAAUACCCUCCAACUAAACUCCCAACUCCGUCAACUUGGCCUCUACGCCGCCAACACCCUCGGCGACGGCAACUGUCUAUUCCGCGCGCUCUCAGAUCAAUUCUACGGCACAGAGUCGCAUCAUAUGCAACUGAGGAAAGACGUGUGCGAUUGGAUCGAGAAGCAUAAGGCGAGGUACGAGCCUUUUGUCGAGGACGAGAGGGGGAUCGAUGUCCAUCUGAGACUCAUGCGCCAACCUGCUACAUACGGCGGUCAUCUCGAGUUAUCUGCAUUUGCGCAUAUGGCCCGUCGAGAUGUGAAGGUCAUCCAACCGGGUCUCGUCUACGUUAUCGAAUGGGCCUCUGGCUGGGACUCGUCUGCGCCAUCUACUACCACUACUACCGCCACCGCGUCCACCUCCACCGCUUCCGCUUCUACAUCUGCUACUUCUACGUCAGCUUCGGCUGCCACCUCAGCGUCCGCGGGGCCCUCCGAUAUACCGUCGACGGCGAGUGUUGAUGAUGCGAUGGAUGGACAGUCGAGGAGGGCGGCGAGGGCGGCAAAGAGAGAUAAGUUGAGGGCGGAGAAGGAGAUAAAGGAGACUGGUGGUGCUGGUGGGGGGAAGAAGGUCAAGAAGGAGAAGGUCGAGCAGCAGCAGGCAGGAGGGGAUGAGGAGGGAGAAGAAAGGAUGAAGAGUGGAGGGACGGUUUAUGUCGCAUACCACGACUGGGAACACUUCUCCUCCAUCCGUAACCUCCGAGGGCCCCAUCAGGGUCUCCCCCAAGUCCACGAAUGGACACUCACCUCAGCGUCAGACGUGGACGAUCUACCGCCGGCGCCACCACCGCCACCACCGACUGCGAAGAUCUCCAAAGCGAAAGCUACGCGUGCGUCGGUGAGGGCUGCUGCUGCUGCGACGAAUAACAAGACGGAAGGAUCGUCGGCGUCGGCUUCGGCGCCUCUUGUUCUUACGGGGAAGAACCCUGCGAAAGAGAAGGUUAAGGGGGAUAAGGAGAAGGAGGGAGAGAAGGCGCCGGCGAAGAUGAAGGGGAAGAGGGAGAGUCUGAGACGGACGGCGGCGAGCAAGGCCGCGUCUGCUUCUGCUUCUACUUCUUCGACGAGACAGAAGGAGGAUACGAGUUCGACGGCACCACCUACGCCUUCGCAGAUCCCUUUGCCGGGCUCGAGAUCAGUCUCGCCAUCGCAGAUUACGUUGCCUUCCACCUCCUUCACCACCGCUACCCCCACUAGUAGGGAUAGUAGCAGCACGACGGCGUCCGACUCGUCGAUGAUGACGGUGCCCCCCUUAAGUGAGAGGGAUCAUCGGAGUCCGAAGAGGACGUUCGAUGAGAGUUCGGGGGAUGGUGAGGAUUCGGAACAUAGUGCGGCGAAGAGGUCCAGGAGGGGGGAGGAUGAGGAUGGCGAGGGGGAGGCGGAGGAGGAGGACGAUGGGGAGGAAGAGGGGGAAGGGGAUGUGGAGAUGAGGUACGAGGAGGACGGGUCUGACGCGGAUGAUAUGGACGACGAGGAUGGGGAGGAAGAAGAAGGGGCGACUCGGAGGCCGCCGCCGAUAAUGAUGGACGAUGUGGAUGUGGACGUCGAUGCGGAUGCGGAUACACCGUCAUUAUCCGAGACGGCGUCGACCUCGUCCGAUACUUCUUCGUCGUCUUCGCCGCUCCCAGCACCCCCUCCAUCAGCAUCAGCUUCUGCACCGCCUGCGCCGGUAGAUAGGCCAUUGACGAGAAGACAGAGGAAGGCGCUGGGGCUGCCUAGUCCGCGGGUGGCGGAGAGGGUUGUUCGGGGUGGUGGUGCUGGGGGGAAGACCAAGGGGGCGGGGAAGAUCGUUAUCCCCGGGGGGAGGUUCAGGAAAGGUGUUGUGGGGAAGAGGGGGAAGAAGGUGGGGGGAGAGGGGGAGGAGGUGGGGGUGGUGGGGAAGGAUGGGGAGUGGAUGAGGAAUGGGGUGGGGAGGGUGGAUGUUAGGGGGUUUAGGGAGUUGAGGAUAUGAGGUGGCUUUCUUGCACUUGGAGAAUGCAAUGAUUCAUGGACGAAUGGAUGGAUGGAUGGACGGCGGACAACGGCAUCGGCCUCUUUCAAUUUGCAUCUCACACACAUCUUGCAUCUAUCUCUUCAUCCUUGCUCUUACUCUUUCAGCAAAUGUAAUUGCAUACCCCCCAACCACGCAUGCACACACUUCACGCCAUCCAUCCUCCACCUACACAUCUUCACAGGUCGUCGUUCGUCACUCGUCACAUCGUCAUAUCGUCGCAUCCGCAUCUAUUUUGGCUCUUCUUUAUUGCAUUGCAUUGCAUCGCAUCGUCAUUCACGUAGGCACGUAUCCAUGCAUCGCAUUCGAUUCCUCUGUAUUCUUUUCCCAUAUUUCUUCUGCCCACGGCCCUUCUACACCUCCAUAUCCCUGCGCUGAUUUGCGGCACUGUACCAUCACCAUCACCACCACCCACCCAACCAUACAGCCAUACAGUCAUACAAUCAAUCAACACAUCGCUUGUUUGUCCUCUCCAUCCAUCUGCCCUAAUAGGCCUGUCUAUAUCAUGUAGUUCUGCUAUCCAUCCAUCCAUCCUACUUAUUCUCCACUUCACC
Messenger RNA from Stereum hirsutum FP-91666 SS1, 2643 nucleotides. RefSeq lists its product as uncharacterized. Gene Ontology annotation, molecular function: cysteine-type deubiquitinase activity. Bases 5 to 2050 code for a protein of 681 amino acids. The record is from RefSeq and is a predicted model, not a curated record. The transcript is spliced from 5 exons. NCBI's taxonomy places the organism in Eukaryota, Fungi, Basidiomycota, Agaricomycetes, Russulales, Stereaceae. Gene Ontology annotation, biological process: protein deubiquitination.